This is a messenger RNA of Habropoda laboriosa, 1239 nucleotides long. RefSeq names its product GTP-binding protein 128up (gene 128up). The coding region runs from base 124 to 1227 and encodes 367 amino acids. Gene Ontology annotation, molecular function: GTPase activity; GTP binding. Gene Ontology annotation, cellular component: cytoplasm. NCBI's taxonomy places the organism in Eukaryota, Metazoa, Arthropoda, Insecta, Hymenoptera, Apidae. Gene Ontology annotation, biological process: cytoplasmic translation. The transcript has 8 exons. The record is from RefSeq and is a predicted model, not a curated record.
CAAAACUUAUGUAGCUAAAUAUUUUCGCAAUUUUGUAAUGGAAGAACGUGAAAGGGCUUAAGUGAAACUUGUUUUAAACGUAUUACAAGUUAAAGGAAAUACAAUAAAUUCGAUUAAUUCAAAAUGAGUACGAUAUUAGAAAAAAUCGCUUCCAUCGAAGCCGAGAUGGCUCGUACUCAAAAAAAUAAAGCUACAUCUGGCCAUUUAGGAUUAUUAAAAGCAAAACUUGCUAAACUGAGACGAGAACUUAUAACUCCUAAAGGUGGUGGUGGUGGUGGGGAACAAGGAUUUGAAGUAGCUAAAACUGGUGAUGCUAGAAUAGGUUUUGUUGGCUUUCCCUCUGUGGGUAAAUCUACAUUAUUGAGUACUCUUGCUGGUGUCUAUUCUGAAGUUGCAGCAUAUGAAUUUACAACUCUCACUACUGUACCGGGUUGUAUAAAGUAUAAGGGUGCAAAAAUACAGUUGCUGGAUCUCCCUGGUAUCAUAGAAGGUGCAAAAGAUGGUAAAGGUCGUGGAAGACAAGUUAUUGCAGUUGCUAGAACUUGCAGUUUAAUAUUCAUAGUCCUGGAUGUGUUGAAACCACUUGGACAUAAGCGUUUAAUUGAACAUGAAUUGGAAGGCUUUGGAUUAAGAUUGAACAAACAUCCACCAAAUAUUAAUUUUCGAAAGAAGGAUAAAGGUGGCAUUAAUUUUCAGACUACGUGCAUACAAUCGGAACUGGACUUAGAAACAGUGAAAACUAUUCUAUCCGAGUACAGAAUUCACAAUGCAGACAUUACUUUGCGAUACGACGCCACAUCCGACGAUCUGAUCGAUGUUAUCGAGGGAAAUCGCGUCUACGUACCGUGUAUUUAUUUGCUCAACAAAAUAGAUCAAAUUAGUAUCGAGGAAUUAGAUAUUAUUUACAAAAUACCACACUGUGUACCUAUUUCUGCUCACCACAAAUGGAAUUUUGAUGACCUGCUGGAAAAAAUGUGGGAUUAUUUGCAGCUGGUUAGAAUCUAUACAAAACCCAAGGGUCAACUUCCGGAUUAUAAUUCUCCCGUAGUAUUAAACAGAGAGAAACGGACAGUCGAAGACUUUUGUAAUAAACUUCAUCGAUCAAUCGCGAAAGAAUUUAAAUAUGCUCUCGUGUGGGGAUCGUCUGUCAAGCAUCAACCACAAAAAGUUGGAAAAGAUCACGUAUUAUGCGACGAAGAUGUCGUGCAGAUUGUGAAAAAAGUGUAAUUUUAUCGGAGA